Topomyia yanbarensis is the source of this 2310-nucleotide messenger RNA. RefSeq names its product putative mediator of RNA polymerase II transcription subunit 26. Bases 238 to 1896 code for a protein of 552 amino acids. The record is from RefSeq and is a predicted model, not a curated record. NCBI's taxonomy places the organism in Eukaryota, Metazoa, Arthropoda, Insecta, Diptera, Culicidae. The transcript has 9 exons.
UCCGAGGAAAAGGAAAGGGCUUUUCUUUCUGAACGGUUUUCAUCAGCUCUUACGGUCUGUCCGCAGCAGCCAGAACGCGUGUAAUUUUCGGGAUUAUUUUUUCGACCGGUUCGGUUUCUGAGAAGCGUAUUCGCUCAGCAGUGACAAAGUGUUGAUUGGCAAAAUCAAAUUUUCUAUCAGAGGGAGCCCGUUUUUCCAGCAUAAGCAGUGAAGAAGCAGUGUUGCAGAGCAAAAAGAAUGAAGCUUACGAGCAAAUUCCUGCUGUUAUCUCUGCUCGCAGCACUGGUCAGCGGUGAUAGCAAACAGCAGGAAAAUGACCACCAGAAACAACAGGCUUCACAGAAGGUCACGAGCGGUAACGAUGGUAGCGAGAAAUCCACCAUCGCCGGUGCCGACAGAGCUCAGAACAAACGUGGAGCUCCGGUUAUUCCGACAAUCGUUGGAACCCCUCAGCAUACCUACAUAAAUCAACCGGCGGGGCCAGCAGCCGGAAUCAUUGCGACAUCCGUUACCAACCACCCGGUCGUCGCCGGGACACCAGGUAUUGCAGCUGUUAGUCCGUUGGCGUACGCAACCAGCUACGGGCAGCCCCAUCACGGUCUUGGACAACUGGAACAGAACGUUGGCUCACCACAGACUGUGUAUCACAAAAUCAACUAUGUCGCACCGAAUUCCGCUCUCAAAGUUGCCACAUACGCAGCACCGGUACACUACGAGUACGCUCCCACCCUGGCCAAGUACAAUUACGCCGCGGCCUCCAUUCCCCAGUAUCAGUACGCACACUAUCCCCAGUAUCAGGUGUACCAACAUCAUCAGACCCCGACCGGGACGUACAUCACAACGGCGGUUCAGCAGGCCGCCACAGCAUUCCACCACCAGCAACAACAACCGGCCACGAUUUACGCAGCCCACCAACCGGCCGCGGCCACCAUUCAUUACACCCUAACAGCGGCUCAACCGUUGAUCCAUCAGCAGCAACAACAGCACCAGCAAAAUUACCAUCCUUCGCUACAAUCGCAUCACAGUCAAACGCCGGGCCCCACUACCUUCCAUUACCAGCAGCAGCAGCAUCCGGGUACGGCAACCCUCGUCGGAGUUCAGCCCCAAGUUCCGGUUGUUCACCAGGCACCGAUCGCUGCCAUCAAUCAGGUUCAUCAGGCAAACCAGCUGUACGCGGCUCAGGCUCAGCUGGCCAAGUACCCAGUUCCAACGGGGUCACCAAUCUACGGGGCCGCUCCGACGUCAAACCAGAUCUACCACCAGCCGACUAAUUACGCGGCAUAUCAAGUUCCGCUGGCCGCAAAACAAAUUGUGUCCACCGUCGCGGCCCCCACCAUUGCCACUCCAUCCCACAUUAAACAACUGAUCCCCCUGACGACAGCUUCCACAACGCACCACCACGGUAAGGGCGUCAGUUACGCCACGUUCACGCAGCAGGUGAAUCCGGCCGUAUUGUCCCAGUUGCAAACCAACACUCCCUACUACAACACCGCAGCUUCGUCCACAAACUAUCAGCAACACCACCAACAACAACAACAACAACUACAACAUCACCAGCAACAACCAAUUCAUCACUACCAACAGCCACGCUUCCAGAUUUACUCCACCGUGGCGACUCCCGUUCAGAAACCUGGAAUCCUCUACGCAGCCCCUUACGCCCAACCAUCGAUUCCGGCUGCCAUUUACGCCACCUCCGGAACACCCCUGCAAUACCAUCAGCAACAACAACAGCAACAGCAGCAAAUACAACAACAACAGCAACAACAGUCCCAGCAGUCUAUCCACUAUGGUCCUCAACUGUACCAACAGCAGCAACAGUCUUUCGCACCGUUGGCCAAAAUCACCUACACUCCGGGUGCAGCUUCUCUGCAGAAAGGAUUCUAUCCCAUCCAGUGAUGCAACGAUGCAUUGCAGGAAUGUUGUUAUACCCUUGUCUCAAAUUGCCCCGCUGUGGUGAUUGGCCAUCGAUCGGUAUAGAUUUUACCCUGCCCUGACCGUAUAAUGGAAAGAGGGCUAACAAAAAUAGUACUCCCCGUGUGGAUUGGUUUUAAUAUUUAUUGGUUAGGAAUUACUCGUUAGUUUUGUUACGUUUGACAAAUAGGUUGUAACUGUAGUUGACUGAAAAAUAAAAUGAUGAAAAUGAUGGUUCGUUGUUGCUUUUGGUUCGCUGUGAGAAUGUCGGUGUUUGGUUAUAUAGUGAGUUCAGAAUCAAACAUAAUAGUAAAGGUUAUAUAAAAAUGUCGUUUAUUUUUAACAUUAUUAUUUUUUUUCUUUCAGCCCAACGCAAUGCAUCAAAAUGAGUCAUUCGGU